Molecule: messenger RNA, 1135 nt
Organism: Emiliania huxleyi CCMP1516
Lineage: Eukaryota; Haptophyta; Isochrysidales; Noelaerhabdaceae
Exons: 7
Coding region: 47-1135 (362 amino acids)
Source: RefSeq, a predicted model, not a curated record
CGCAGGCUCUCACUCUCCCUCCCUCCCGCCUCUCGGCGGUCCGAGGAUGCCGUGGUGGGACAAGCUGGUGAGCGGGCUUGCAGGAACGCCAAGAACGGAUGCAACCGAGCCCGCCACCUCCCCUCCUGCCGCCGCUGCGAAGGAGCCCGAGCCCUCCCCGCCGCAUGGCUGCGCUUCCGACCGGCUCGCUGGCGUGGCGCCCACACACGGCGCUGGUCCCUCCAACGUCGGGGACGAGGAGUGGUCUGAGCCGCCAGACAGCCCCGGGGCAAGCGGCCGCGCAAGCGGCGGCGCCGAGAGCGGGUGCGACGGCGAAGAGGGUGAAGGCGAGGCGGGCGGCGGCGGCAAAUCGGAGGCCGCUGAGGCUGGCGCCGCCCCAAGCACCGGCGACAGCGCCGCUGUUGACGGCGGCGAGCUUGGGGAGGAGGGGGCAGUGAGCGCGCGAGAGCAGGUGCUCUUAAACGCCUCCGACGAGCUCGAGUGCCUCUUUCAGCGCCUCGGCGCCGACCACUUUUCAGCUCUCGAGUGCGUCUGCUCGGCGUGGCGAACCGCAAUCCGCGCGGCACGGCUGCUCUGCCACCAGUCGCUGCUCUACCCAAACGAGGCGCACCCGCUGCCGCGCACCCCUGGCGGGCUCCAGUCGCCCACGGCGGUUGCGGUGCUCCCCGGGGGCGAGCUCGCAGUCACGGACACGGGAAACGACCUCCUGCGCUUCAUCGACGCCGCGAGCGGCGCGACGAGGCUCGUCGUCGGGCGCAGGCGCGCCUUCCUGUCCUCGAAGCUGCCGCCCGCGACGCCUCAUGUGGAGGCUGAGCUCGAGUCGCCGAUGGGCGUCGUCGCCGACGUUCGCGGCGAGCACGUCUUUGUCGCCGACACGCUGGGGCACCGGCUCGUCAGCUCUAGAGGCGGGAAGACGCUCGUGAAGCUGCGAGUCUCGGACGGCGCCUCGCUCGCCUCGGCCACACGCGCCGAGCUCGCCUCCAUCGGCGCGCACGGGACGGGACCCGGCCAGAUGAUUUUCCCGCAGGGGGUGGCCGUCGCUCACGCGCCGGCCGAGCUGCACGGUGCGGGGACGGCGGGCGAGCUGGUCUACAUCUGCGACACGGAGAACGACAGGCCCCCGCCCGCGCCGUGA